This is a messenger RNA of Danio rerio (zebrafish), 4043 nucleotides long. Lineage: Eukaryota; Metazoa; Chordata; Actinopteri; Cypriniformes; Danionidae. The record is from RefSeq and is a predicted model, not a curated record.
CAUAUGACUGCAAAACAAUUCAACAACUUCCUGUUUGAGCGCAACAGUGAAAGCAAAGACACACGGAUCAAUACAAACACUCUGAAACGAGAUUAGCUGGACACAAUGUGCAUGAUCUCUGGAGGAUGGAGGAUCAGAGAGCGUACGCUAGAGUUGAAGACGAGAGCACUUUAAUAAAGACAGCAUCAAAGCGUGACCAUGAACUCCAGCCGGGCCCUCCGUGUUUCGUCUACACGCUGGCCUUCUUCUCGGCUCUGGGAGGAUUUCUGUUCGGCUAUGACACCGGAGUGGUUUCCGGAGCCAUGCUGCUCCUCAAGAGGGAGAAGAAGCUCAGUUCUGUGUGGCAGGAGCUGCUGGUUUCCAUUACUGUCGGUGCCGCUGCUGUUUCCGCUCUGGCCGGAGGGUUUCUGAACGGACGAUUCGGACGGAGGGUCUGCAUUCUGCUGGCCAGCUUCAUCUUCUGUGCUGGAGGAAUCAUACUAAGCGUCGCACGCAAUAAAGAGGCCCUUCUGUGUGGGAGGCUCACGGUCGGGCUCGGGUUAGGAAUCGCGUCGAUGACGGUGCCCGUCUACAUCGCUGAGGUUUCUCCUCCAGAUCUGCGCGGUCAGCUGGUCACCGUUAACACUCUCUUCAUCACCGGUGGACAGUUCAUCGCCAGUGUUGUGGACGGAGCCUUUAGUUACCUGCCUCAUGACGGCUGGAGGUUUAUGUUGGGUUUGUCGGUGGUCCCUGCCGCUCUUCAGUUUCUAGGAUUCCUCUUCCUCCCUGAAAGUCCUCGUUGGCUCCUGCAGAAGGGAUUUACCCAGAAUGCACUACUGGUGCUCCGUCAGAUCCGCGGCGAUGUGGAUGUGGAGGAAGAGUUCGAGAGCAUCCGCUGCAGCAUCCAGGAGGAGCAGAGAGACGUCGCAGGGGGUCCGGUUUUGUGGCGUAUGCUGGCCUCUCCUCCGGCUCGUCGAGCUCUUAUCGUGGGUUGUGGACUUCAGAUGUUCCAGCAGCUCGCGGGAAUCAACACCGUCAUGUACUACAGCGCCACCAUCCUGCAGAUGUCAGGAGUUCAGGAUGAUCAGAUGGCCAUCUGGCUGGCCGCCGGCACAGCCUUCACCAACUUUCUGUUCACUCUGGUGGGCGUUUGGCUGGUGGAGAGAGUGGGCCGCAGGAGGCUGACUAUGGCUAGUCUACUAGGUACUGCUGUCAGCCUGAUGGUCUUGGCUGCAGGAUUCCUGCUCUCGGCUCAGGCGUCUCCACCUGUGACCUUUCACCCGUCUAACCCCUCCAUCCACAACUCCACCUGCGGAAACUAUGGGUUCUGUGAAUCCUGCAUGUUGGAUCCAGAUUGUGGUUUCUGUUACGGUCUGAACGCUACAGCUGUGGUUCAGUCCUCAUGUGUGCCUGUAGAUCCGGCGAACACAGAGACGGCAGCAUUGGGCAGGUGUUUCAAUGGCACUCAGAAGGCUUCCAGUGUUUUCUGGGCCUACAACUACUGUCCUACACCAUAUUCCUGGGUUGUUCUGCUGGGUCUCAUUCUCUAUCUGGCCUUCUUUGCUCCAGGAAUGGGCCCGAUGCCGUGGACGGUAAACUCUGAGAUUUACCCGCUGUGGGCUCGCAGCACUGGAAACGCCUGCUCCGCUGGGGUCAACUGGAUCUGCAACGUCCUCGUAUCGCUGACAUUCCUCCAUGUGGCCCAGUAUCUGACAUACUACGGAGCGUUUUUCCUGUACGCUGCUCUGGCUCUGCUGGGCUUCGUGUUCGUGUCGGGGUGUCUGCCGGAGACCAAGGGUUUGCGCUUGGAGGAGAUCGAGUCUCUGUUCAGCAGGCGACUCUGCAGCUGCGGAGCCCACACAGAUCAGUACAUGCGGCGUCUGGAGUUUGGAGCGUUGCAUUACGCCACUUCGGAGCCAGAGGGCAGAAUUUCCUACAUAUCAGUGAGUACCAGCCAAAAAAAAACAAAGAGUUUGAUUUUAAUAAGUGUUUUAUUUCACUCUAGAAAGAACAUCGAACACAACAUUUUUGUAUUACCUUUGCAUUUUGAAUUUACUGAAGAAGUCGAUUGAAAUAUUUGAGUGAUUGGAGGCACAUCUGCCUGUUGAGCAGAAAAUCAUUUUGAAAAUGCAGUGAAUGGGUCACAGAACUAUAGACACUUUGCUUUCUCUCAUCAAGUUAAAGUUAAAUACAACUUUUUGUUUCACAGCUUUUUACAAUUACGGAUUUGAUUUUGCUAUUCUGGUGUAAAAUAAAACUUCAAGAAAGCCUGAAAAUAUCAUUUUGAGAAAUAAUAUUUGAGAUUUUAAGCUGAAAAAGUUGCAAAAAUAAAGAUUAUUACAACUUUUAUUACAUUUUGAAUUCUGUACGUAAUUCUGAUGUAAAACCGUCUGCAAGAAAGCCUAAAAACACAAUUUUAAGAUGAUAAUAUUUGAGAUAUUGAGCCAAAAAUGUUGCAAAAAAUAAAAUAAAGAUAACUCUACCUUUUUAUUUCACAAAUAUUCACGAUUACAGAUUUUAUGUUGCAAUUUUGAUGUGAAACAAUCUUCAAGAAAGCCUAAAAGCAUCAUUUUGAGAAAUAAUUUUAAGGUAUUAAGCUGAAAAAAUUAGCAAAAAUAAAAUUAAGAUAAACAUUUUAUUUCCUUUUUUUUCAAUUAUGUAUUUUAAGUUUCAGCUCUGAUGUGAAAUAAAACCUUAAGGAAGCCUAAACAUAAUUUUAAGAAUUGAGAUUUUAAGCUGAUAAAUAAAUUUGCAAACAUAAAAUAAAGGUAAAUAAAACAUUUUAUUUCACAAAUUUUCACAAUUACAUUUUUUAUCUUGUAAUUCUGAUGUUCAAUAGUCUGCAAGAAAGCCUAAAAACACAAUUUUAAGGAAUCAUAUUUAGGAUAUUAAUCCAAAAGUAGCUACAAAAAUAAAUAAAUAAAUACAACUUAUUUCAGCAUUUUGGAUUUUAUCUUGUAAUUCUGAUGCCUAAAGCCUAAAAACAUCAAUUUUCAGACAUACUAUUUGAGAUAUUAGGCUGAAAAACUUUGCAAAAAUUGUUUCAAGAUAGAUCCUGUGUUUUAUUUUACAAAUUGUCACAAUUAUAGAUUUGAUCUUGUAAUUCUGAUGUAAGAUAUAACUUCAAGAACGCCUAAAAACACAGUUUUGAGAAAGAAUAUUUAAGAUAUUAAGCUAAAAAUAGUUGCACAAAUAAAUUCAAGAGAACUCCAACUUUUUAUUUGAUCAUUUUUCUCAAUUACAGAUUUUAUCUUGUAAUUCUGAUGUAAAACAAAACUUUCAGAAAAGCCCAAAGAAAUUAUUUUAAGAAAUAAUAUUUAAGAUAUUAAGCAAAAAAAAAAAAAAAAGCUAAAUGGGAAUUUUUAUUUCACAAUUUUAUCUUGUAGUUUGCAAGAAAGGAUGAAAACAUACUUUUGAGAAAUAAUAUUUGAGAUAAUAAAGAUAAAUCCAGCUUUUUAUUUCACAAAUAUUCACAAUUACAGAUUUUAUGUUGUAAUUCUGAUGUAAAACAGUCUGCAAGAGAGCCUAAAAACUGUUUUGAGAAAUAAUAUUUGAGAUAUUGAGCCAAAACAGUCACAGAAACAUGAAUAAAAGAUAUGGUCCAACUAUUGUGAAGAGCAUAAACAUAAACAUAUGAGUUCAGAAUUGUGAAAAAGUCCAUAAACUGAGGCCUAUAAUAAUAUAAAUAACUUCAGAAUUACAAAAUAAUAGUAAAAAUGCAAACAAUUAAUCCAGAAAAGCUAUAAACUGUAAUUAAAUAAUCAGAAUAUAAAGAAAAAUCCAGAAUUUAUAUUUAAUUAAAAAAAUAAAGCCACCAUGUAUAAAUUUAAAUAUUAAAAAUAAAGCAAAUUUGCAGAAUUAAAUAAACCGCACUGAUCUGGAGUCAGUGUGUUAAUGGACCGUGUGUUUUGAUGUGUUUCAGUUGCAGUAAUGCUGACUCUGUACGUGGAUUGGAAGAUUCAUUGUUUGGAAAUGAUCGAACUCUUACUGUACCGAUUAAACAUGUACGUUUGUUUGCUGGAUUUGUAGAUUUGUGAGAUCAAUAAAUGUUUCUGACUCUCUGA